This is a messenger RNA of Triticum turgidum subsp. durum (durum wheat), 2436 nucleotides long. NCBI's taxonomy places the organism in Eukaryota, Viridiplantae, Streptophyta, Magnoliopsida, Poales, Poaceae. The record is from the annotation of a GenBank genome assembly.
AUGGGCGCACGCUCCACCUCCCUGCUUCUACUGACUUCGAUGAUCCAUCUGCUCUCGCGCGCCUCGGCCCGCGAGUUCCUCUCGCCAGGCUCCUCGCUCUCCACCGAGGACGGCUCCGGCAUGCUCCAUUCGCCAAACGGCGCCUUCACCUGCGGCUUCCACAACAUCUCCCCAAACGCCUCCGUCUUCUCCGUCUGGUUCGCCGGCACGGCCGAGAAGACCGUCGUCUGGAGCGCAAACCAUCUCCGCCCCGUCUACUCCCGGGGAUCCCGGGCCGUGUUGCACGCUGACGGCAGCAUGGUUGUGGAAGACUACGACGGCGAGCCCGCGUGGGCAAACAACGUCAGCUCCUCAUCAAAGGCCGAGCAAGCCCGGCUGCUGGACACGGGCAACCUCGUCGUCAGCGGCCAAGGUGAUGUCAUUCUGUGGCAAAGCUUUGAUUCUCCUACUGAUACGCUGCUGCCCAAUCAGAGCAUCACUGCGGCUACGAAGUUGGUGUCCGCUCAUAGGUUACUUGCUCCUGGGCGCUACAGUUUCCAUUUCGACGACGCGCAUUUGCUCUCGCUGUUUGAUGAUGAGCAGGACAUCUCUUUUAUCUACUGGCCAAAGCCUGAUCUUGCUGCCUGGGCAAGGCAAAGAAACCCAUUUAGUACCACCACCGUUGGGGUCCUUGAUAGCUGGGGGUAUUUCCUUGGGAGUGAUGAUUUGACUUUCAAGUCUGCUGACUGGGGUCCUGGGGUUAUGAGGAGGCUAACAUUGGAUUAUGAUGGCAACCUCAGAUUAUACAGUCUAGAAAACCGGAAAUGGUCGGUCACAUGGAUAGCAUUUCAGACCUGCUUCGUACACGGUCAGUGUGGUAUGAAUGGAAUAUGUGUGUAUACACCUAGGCCUGCUUGCGCAUGCGCCCCUGGACACGAGGUCAUCGACCCAAGUGACCGGAGCAAAGGCUGCCGGCCGAGGUUCAACCUCAGUUGUGAUGGGCAGGAGAUGAAAUUUGUGAAGCUACCCUCCACUGACUUCAUAGCUUAUGAUCAAAGUAAGCGCAGCUUAGUUUCCUUUGAUACUUGCAAGCAGAUAUGCAUGGAUGACUGCAGUUGCAAAGGUUUCUCAUACUGGCAAGGAGGUGGAUCCUGCUACCCAAAGUCAUCCCUUGUUGGCGGGGUAACCAGCCCAGGCUUACCUGGUUCUAUCUAUCUCAAGCUUCCAAAGACAGUACAGGUCUCAGGGUCCUCAAUUCCUCAAUCGCAGCCUUUUGGUCCCACAUAUGCUCCGAACUGUAGUGCAAAGAACAAAUAUUUCACUGCAGAUUUUCCGGAUAUACCCAAGAGCAAUCAGAGUGGAUCAAAGUAUUUGUACUUCUAUGGGUUCUUAUCAGCAAUAUUCUGUGUGGAGGUAAUAUUUGUGGCAUUAGGAUGCUGGUUUAUGGUGAGAUUGGAGGGCAAGCAGUUAACAGGAGUAUGGCCAGCUGAGGUUGGCUAUGAGAUGAUAACCAACCACUUCCGGAGAUAUACUUACAAGGAGUUGCAGAGAGCAACUCGGAAGUUCAAGUGUCAGAUUGGGAGGGGCGCAUCUGGUCUUGUGUACAAGGGGAUCUUGAAAGACAAGAGGGCAGUAGCAGUGAAAAGGUUGGCAGACAUAAACCAAGGCGAAGAAGAGUUCCAACAUGAACUGAGUGUGAUUGGAAAGAUCUACCAUAUGAAUCUGGUGAGGGUUUGGGGAUUCUGUUCUGAUGGUCCACACAGGAUAUUGGUUUUAGAGUACGUUGAAAAUGGUUCUUUGGACAAAACGCUGUUUAGUGGAAAGGCCUCACAGAUAUUACUUGGAUGGAAUGAAAGAUUUAAGAUUGCUCUAGGGGUGGCAAAAGGAUUGGCUUAUCUUCAUCAUGAGUGCCUGGAAUGGGUUAUCCACUGCGACCUCAAGCCUGAGAACAUACUGUUGGAUGGGAACUUGGAGCCAAAGAUCACCGACUUUGGCCUCGCAAAACUUCUGAAUAGGGGUGGAUCCAACAAAAGUGUAUCGCGGAUCCAUGGAACUAGAGGUUAUAUAGCUCCUGAGUGGGUUUCUAGCCUCCCAAUAACAGCAAAGGUUGAUGUCUACAGCUUUGGAGUGGUUCUCCUAGAACUACUGAAGGGGGCUCGUGUUUCAGACUGGGCGCCAAAUGCUGAUGAAGAAGUGGAAAUGGUCCUUCGAAGGGUCGUUAGGAUGCUUGCAGAAAAUCUGAUGCUGGAGGGUAGCAAACAGUUAUGGAUCGAUGACUUCAUUGACUCCAGGUUAAACCGCCAGUUCAAUGACCUGCAAGCAAGAACAAUGAUCAAGCUGGCUGUUUCAUGCGUAGAGGAAGACAGUAGAAAAAGACCCACAAUGGAAAAUGCUGUGCAGAUGCUCCUUUCAGUUGAUGAAGCCAGUGGCAUAAUGCAGCAGUAUUCUACCAACUGA